Messenger RNA from Closterium sp. Naga37s-1, 666 nucleotides. Lineage: Eukaryota; Viridiplantae; Streptophyta; Zygnematophyceae; Desmidiales; Closteriaceae. The record is from the annotation of a GenBank genome assembly.
AUGACUGGGAUGCGACGCCGCGGCUCUGGCCUUGCAUUUGCUGCCGCACUGGCUGCUCUCAUGCUCUCAGCUCCACCUGUGUUUGACCCCCACUUUCCUGUAUCUGAACCCCACGUGCCUGAGUGCAGACUCGUGCGUGGUGCGCAACUGCGGCACCAACGCGAGGUGCCUCAAGAGCCAGGCGGGCUGGGCGGACUGCGUAUCUGUGUACGGUCGAGGACUGUGGGGAGAACGGGUACUGUGAGGAGGACCAAGGAGGACUCUCCUCCUGUCAUUGCAACACUGGAUUUGAAAAGACUGCGGACGGCUGUGUUGGCGUGUGCUGGAAACGGCCAGUGCGUGAAGGAUGAGCAGGGGGCGGCGUCCUGUGUUUGUGAUCCUUACUUCGGGCUGGAGGCAGACGGCAAGACAUGCACAGACACAUGUGUGCUCCAGGAGUGUGGUGAGAACGGCCAGUGCGUGCAGGACGAGAAUGGGGCGGCGUCCUGUGUUUGUGACCCUGGCUUCACGCUGCGCGAUGAUGGCAAGUCGUGCCACGACAAUUCGCCCAACGGGCCACCUGAUUUUGUUGACCUGCCGCCUUCUGCUAUCAACCGCCCCUGCCCAGAGGGCAAAGAGAGGGACGCAGACGGCAACUGCGUUGGUGGGUGCUGUGGGAAAGAGUGA